UCUAAAUGAAAAAGUAAGAUUACCAUCCAUACAUAGGUACCCUAUCGUACGAUACAGUGCACGAUUGUACAUGUACAUGUACAUGUACUGUACAACAUAACUUGAUUCAACCCGAACGCCUCUGGAUGUGGACCGACAGUACAUACUUCGAACUGUGUUUGACUUCCUACCGUAGUACAAUAUCACCGUACAGUAGUGCCGUGUGGCGGACGACCUAGAUCUAUCUGUUCUAGACCUGCCACUUUUCCUUCCCCCGCCCGACGCUUGGUUCACUCCCCUUAUCUGGAAUUGAAGCAUCUGGUUACACCAAGUAGGGAAGCGCCCGUCCCAAAAGAACCUCAUUUCUAUCUUCGACUUUGUUGCGACAGAUCCCCCAAGAGCUUCUUCGUACCACCACUUUCUAAGUUGUUGAAAGGGCACUAAAUCAUGGGCUCAACCGAAUCGGACAUCGUAAAGAAAGCAGAGGCUAUCCUUGCCGAAGCGAAGAGUUUCAAUGGAGAUCGAGUCGAUCGAUAUGAGUUGAUGAAGCAGGUUGAUAUUCUUUAUCAGACGCUCGAAGACCCCAUGGAUGCCAUGCUUCGACAGUGGACUUUCAUGAAUAUGGCAACUUCAUUGAACAUGAUGGUCAAGAUGGGAAUCUUUGAAGCUAUGCCAAAGCAGGGGAGUAUCACGGCGGCAGAGCUCGGCAAACUGGUGAAUCUCGAGGCCAACGUGAUUGUACGCUUGAUGAGAAUGCUCACUGGCACUGGCAUCGUGGACCUGACUGGGGAAGAUACCUACGCGCACACGCCAAAGUCAAGAGCGUACUUGCAGGGUGCUGCCUUUGAUUUCUACAACCUAUGCAUGAACAUGAUGGGCUGUUAUCUCACGUGGCCUGAGUACUUCAAGACCAAAACCCCAGAGGAGCUGAUCGACUUGCGGAAAACACCGUAUUCUUGUGCUUAUGGUUCCGAGGGCCUCACUUUCUAUGAAGUACUUACUGCCGACCCCCAACGUCUCAACAUGUUCAAUAAGGCUAUGAUGCAGCAAGAAGCUUCCCUCCCAACGCUGGGAAUGUUUCCAUUUUCUUCUAUGAAGGAGGCAGUCGACGCCGAGCCAGAAAGAGCAUUCGUAGUUGACAUUGGAGGUGGACGGGGCCAGUCCUUAUUGCUCAUCCAGAAAGAGACAUCAAAUGGAUUUAAUACCCCAUCAAAAAUGAUUCUACAAGACAGACCACAGGUUCUUGAUACAAUACCUCGGGAUCUGGUACCAGGGAUCGAGAAGAUGCCGUACGACUUCUACACCGAGCAACCCAUCAAAAAUGCCCACGUCUACUAUCUUCGACGUAUCAUCCAUAAUUACCAAGAUGGUGUUUGUCAGGCCAUCCUGACACGAAUCGCCGAAGCUAUGGGCCCUAAGUCACGCCUUCUCAUUGCUGAGAUCGUCGUGCCAGCAAAAACGGAAGUUGGCGAGGACAUGAGCACGUAUUGGAUGGACAUGGUUAUGAUGGCAAUUGGUGGGAAGGAGCGAAGUGAAAAGGAGUUCAUCGCGCUCUUGAACAGUGUUGGACUAGACUUGGUCAAGAUUUGGCCAGCACCAGUUGGCAACCAAGCUGUCAUAGAAGCAAGGAAAAAAGCACCUGGAGGGGUGGCGUAAAUAGCUGGUGCAUAGUAAGUAUUCUUGUGAUAAAUGACGACCAUCGGUAUAUCAACAGAUAACCACAUACACACAUAUUCCAUAUGUCGGUAAGUAGAGAGG
Mollisia scopiformis is the source of this 1737-nucleotide messenger RNA. Its product is annotated as O-methyltransferase. The transcript is spliced from 7 exons. The record is from RefSeq and is a predicted model, not a curated record. Gene Ontology annotation, molecular function: O-methyltransferase activity. Lineage: Eukaryota; Fungi; Ascomycota; Leotiomycetes; Helotiales; Mollisiaceae. The coding region runs from base 427 to 1635 and encodes 402 amino acids.